Bactrocera dorsalis (oriental fruit fly) is the source of this 4598-nucleotide messenger RNA. RefSeq names its product cleavage and polyadenylation specificity factor subunit 1 (gene CPSF1). The record is from RefSeq and is a predicted model, not a curated record. The transcript is spliced from 3 exons. Gene Ontology annotation, molecular function: protein binding; nucleic acid binding. NCBI's taxonomy places the organism in Eukaryota, Metazoa, Arthropoda, Insecta, Diptera, Tephritidae. Gene Ontology annotation, cellular component: mRNA cleavage and polyadenylation specificity factor complex; nucleus. Bases 156 to 4460 code for a protein of 1434 amino acids.
GUAUUCAGCACUUCAUCAAAGUGUUGCCAAGUUUAUGAUGGAAAUGCAGCACAAGAGAACGUAAACUAAUUUACGUUCUCUGACUGCGCCGGCAAAUGUUUUGUUUGCGCAUGAAAAAUUAGUCGAUUUCCCGACAAUAACGCCAGUUGUUCAUCAUGUUUUCACUGUGUAAACAGUCACAUCCCGCUACUGGAGUGGAAUUUGCAAUUUGCUGUCAUUUCUUCAACAACUUUGAGGAGAACCUCGUCGCAGCAGGUGCAAAUAUACUCAAGGUAUAUCGUAUAUUCCCUCAUCUAGAUGCUGCUCAACGCCAAAAAUUGCUAAAUAUCAAUGACUUACGUACACCUCCGAAAAUGCGCCUAGAAUGUUUGGCGACCUAUACGCUUUAUGGUAACGUGAUGUCAUUGCAGAGCGUGUCGUUGGCAGGAUCACUACGCGAUGCACUACUUAUAAGUUUUAAAGAUGCCAAGUUAUCGGUAGUACAGCAUGAUCCCGAUACGUUUGCACUAAAAACACUUUCACUGCACUUUUUCGAAGAGGAUGACGUCCGUGGUGGAUGGACAGGACGCUACUUUAUACCAAUGGUACGAGUUGACCCAGACUCUCGGUGCGCUGUAAUGCUGGUUUAUGGUAAACAGUUGGUGGUGUUACCCUUUCGAAAGGAUAAUAGUUUAGAUGAGAUCGAGCUUGCGGAUGUGAAACCCAUAAAGAAAACACCUACAGCACUAGUUGCUCGUACUCCAAUAUUAGCUUCCUACUUAAUAGCACUUCGCGAACUUGACGAAAAAAUUGACAAUGUAUUAGAUUUACAAUUUUUAUACGGCUAUUAUGAACCAACACUGCUGAUUCUCUACGAACCAGUAAGAACAUUUGCUGGACGUGUCUGUGUACGAUCCGAUACGUGUGUACUAGUAGCCAUUUCAUUAAAUAUUCAACAACGAGUGCACCCAGUAAUCUGGACAGUUACUGGUUUGCCAUUUGAUUGUCUUCAAGUUUUCCCAAUACAGAAGCCAAUAGGCGGCUGCCUCGUCACAACCGUGAAUUCCAUAAUUUAUCUAAAUCAGAGUGUGCCGCCGUAUGGUGUGAGUUUAAAUAGCUCAGCAGAUCAUAGCACAAGCUUCCCUCUCAAGCCACAAGACGGGGUACGGAUCUCACUUGAUGCAGCCAAUCUUACAUUUAUUGAUAUUGAUAAACUAGUGAUCUCGCUUAAAGGUGGUGAACUGUAUGUGCUGACCUUAUGCGUUGACUCCAUGCGCACGGUUCGAAAUUUCCAUUUCCAUAAGGCAGCUGCUAGUGUUCUGACCAGUUGUAUGUGUGUUUGUCAAUCAGAAUAUUUGUUUUUGGGUUCAAGAUUGGGAAAUUCGUUAUUGCUGCAUUUUACUGAAGAGGAUCAGAGUACUGUUAUAACGUUGGACGAGGUGGAAACAAACGAUGCUAACGCUGCAGUUAACGACGAAUCUGUACCUAAAGCGAGGCGUAUCGAAGACGAAGAGUUGGAGGUAUAUGGAACCGGUGCUAAAACAUCGGUUCAGUUGCGGAAAUACAUUUUCGAAGUUUGCGAUAGUUUGCUAAAUGUGGGACCAAUAAACUUCAUGUGUGCUGGCGAACGUGUUGAAUUUGAGGAAGACGGUGUUACAUUACGUCCGCACGUAGAAAACUUAGCUGAGCUAAAAAUUGAAGUCGUUGCUUCCAGUGGUCACAACAAGAACGGCGCUUUAUGUGUCUUCGUAAAUUGCAUUACACCCCAAAUUAUUACUAGUUUUGAGCUGGAAGGUUGUCUAGAUGUAUGGACUGUGUAUGACGAUGCUAGUAAAAAGUCUACACGUCACGAUCAUCAUGACUUUAUGAUAUUAUCGCAACGCUCAUCAUCUCUAGUAUUGCAGACGGGCGAUGAGAUCAACGAGAUCGAAAAUACCGGCUUCAGCUGUCAACAACCAACUAUAUUCGUGGGUAACCUAGGACAAAAUCGUUUCAUUAUACAAGCAACAACACGUAACGUCAGACUGCUGCAAGGAACGCGCCUCAUACAAAAUGUACCCAUCGAUGUGGGCUCACCGGUAGUGCAAGUCUCAACUGCCGAUCCCUAUGUUUGUUUACGUGUACUAAAUGGACAAGUUAUCACAUUGGCUUUACGUGAGACUAAAGGUAGUCCACGUCUUGCAAUCAAUAAGAAUACAAUCAGUAGUGUGCCUGCUGUGAUUGCAAUAGCUGCAUACAAAGAUAUAUCUGGCUUAUUCACAGCUAAGUCGGAUGAUGUACUCAAUCUCACAGGCAGUAAUGGCAAUUCAUUGUAUGCUGGUUUGGGAUACAUGAAAGCGGAGCCGCAUAUGAAAAUCGAAGAUGAAGAAGAUCUGCUAUAUGGUGAAUCUGGCAACGCCUUCAAGAUGAACAGUCUGGCCGAUCUUGCAAAACAAUCCAAACAAAAAAAUACUGAUUGGUGGCGCCGUUUGCUGCCUCAAAUAAAACCAUCUUACUGGCUGAUCACGGCUCGUGAAUCGGGCACUUUGGAAAUAUAUUCUAUGCCCGAUAUGAAGUUAAUGUAUCUAGUUAAUGAUGUGGGCAAUGGCGGUAUGGUGCUUAGCGACUCAAUGGAGUUCGUGCCAGUGCCACUAAGCAACCAGGAGAACAGUAAAACUGGCAUACUUUUGAAUUGUAUGCCACAGCAUGCAAAUUCGCCUUUGGCACUGGAAAUCAGCAUGGUUGGCUUGGGAAAUCAGGGCAUGCGUCCACUACUUUUAAUACGUACGCGACUGGAAUUGCUAAUCUAUCAAGUGUUUCGCUAUCCCAAAGGUCAUUUAAAAAUACGUUUCAGAAAACUAGAAACACUCAAUAUGUUGGACGUGCAACCAACUAGUAUGGAAGUAGAUGAUUUGGAAAGCGAACUUGAAUCGUAUAAUUUACAAGAGCGUUAUGUUAGCAAAUUACGUUAUUUUGCCAACAUUAGUGGGCACAAUGGUGUGAUGGUUUGUGGCGUAAAUCCACAUUUUCUUUUCCUAACCUCCAAGGGUGAGCUACGUGUACAUAAGUUUUACGGAAAUGGUGUCGUGCGGAGUUUUGCGCCAUUCAACAAUGUAAAUUGUCCCUUUGGCUUUUUAUAUUUUGACCAUACAGCCGAGCUAAAGAUUUCUGUACUGCCUACUUACUUGACAUACGAUUCUAUUUGGCCAGUGCGUAAAGUACCGUUGCGUUGUACGCCGCGACAGAUUGUCUAUCAUCGUGAAAAUCGUGUUUAUUGCUUGAUCACGCAGACCGAGGAGCCUACUAACAAGUAUUAUCGUUUCAAUGGUGAAGACAAAGAAUUGACAGAAGAAAACAAAGGCGAACGCUUCAUCUAUCCUAGUGCUUCCAAAUUUGCAAUGGUGCUUAUGAGUCCGGAAACAUGGGAAAUUGUGCCAGACGCUUCCAUACAAUUCGAGGAAUGGGAACACGUGACAGCAUUUAAGAUUGUAAAGCUCGCUUAUGAGGGCACACGAUCCGGUCUUAAAGAAUACCUUUGUAUUGGCACAAAUUUUAAUUAUAGUGAAGAUAUCACCUCACGCGGAAACAUACACAUUUACGACAUCAUUGAAGUUGUACCUGAACCAGGCAAACCGUUAACAAAAUUCAAAUUGAAAGAAGUUUUCAAAAAAGAACAAAAAGGUCCCGUAUCAGCCAUUUCGGAUGUACUCGGUUUUCUAGUAACAGCACUCGGUCAAAAGAUCUAUUUGUGGCAGUUGAAAGACGAUGAUCUUAUUGGUGUCGCAUUUAUUGACACAAACAUAUAUGUGCAUCAAAUAAUAUCUGUUAAAUCAUUAAUUUUAAUCGCUGAUGUCUACAAAUCAGUCAGUUUACUACGUUUCCAAGAGGAGUUUCGCACGCUUUCACUUGCAUCACGUGAUUUUAAUCAUUUACAAGUCUAUAAUAUUGAGUUCAUGGUGGAUAACAAUAAUUUAGGUUUCCUAGUGACAGAUGCGGAUAAAAACCUUAUAGUUUACAUGUACCAACCAGAAUCUCGUGAAUCUAUUGGAGGUCAGAAGUUACUACGCAAAUCUGAUUAUCACCUCGGCCAGGCGGUGAAUACAAUGUUUCGUGUGCAAUGUCAUCAACGUGGUCAACACCAACGGCAACCAUUCCUCUAUGAAAAUAAACACUUGGUGUUCUUCGGCACAUUGGAUGGUGCGCUUGGAUAUUGCUUGCCACUGCCUGAGAAAGUAUACCGACGAUUUUUGAUGUUGCAAAACGUUCUGCUCUCCUAUCAAGAGCAUCUGGGUGGUUUGAAUCCUAAAGAGUUUCGAACGGUGAAAAGCUCGAAAAAAUUAUCUCUAAAUCCUUGUCGUUGUAUAAUUGACGGUGAUCUUAUUUGGACAUACACAAUGAUGUCUACAGCGGAGAAAAAUGAAGUGGCGAAAAAAAUUGGUACGAGAACAGAGGAAAUUCUUGCAGAUCUGUUGGAUAUCGAGCGCAUUGCAUCGGUGUUCUAAGCCAAGUCCCUAACAUUACACUUUAUUUUUAAUAAUAGUAUAUAAGAAUUUGGGAAGACAAGUUAUGUGUACGAUAGAGCACCGUGUCCUUGUUUAGGAAAACAAGUGGGUGAAUAAAUUACAUUAGAAAGUAAAUAA